This is a messenger RNA of Anopheles stephensi (Asian malaria mosquito), 2547 nucleotides long. Its product is annotated as synaptic vesicle glycoprotein 2A. The transcript has 6 exons. Gene Ontology annotation, biological process: transmembrane transport. The coding region runs from base 199 to 1800 and encodes 533 amino acids. The record is from RefSeq and is a predicted model, not a curated record. Gene Ontology annotation, molecular function: transmembrane transporter activity. NCBI's taxonomy places the organism in Eukaryota, Metazoa, Arthropoda, Insecta, Diptera, Culicidae.
CGUCAGCAACAGACGACAGUGAGGCGGUGCACGACGUUUCAUCUAAGGAAAAGUAAUUUAAGCUACUACUCAAGAUUGGACAGCGACAGUCCCUCCGGAUGGCUCGCAAUGAGCCUUAUGCUUAGUCGUGUAGAUCGUGUUGGAGUAGCUGCGUAAUCAUUGACCCUGGUGCAUAAGUUUCAUUCCAUCGUCUUCAAAAUGCGUGCUGAGGUGAACCGUUCGCCUCCGGUGUUCACCAUCGAGGGUAGUAAGGUGCCAGCAAACGGAUUGGUUGCAGAUCCCGAAUCCAAAAGCUAUACCUUCGAUGAAGUGAUCGAUAUCAUAGGAUUCGGUCGAACCACGUGGCACAUAUUUAUAGCCUCGUCCGUAAUCAUGAUGGCAGUGUUGAAUGAAACGAUGGGCAUUUCAAUCGUUAUCCCCGCUGCCCAGUGUGAUCUUCAGUUGUCGGCUACGGAUAAAGGAUUGCUGACGGGAGUAAGCUUUGCAGGCAUUAUCGUUUCGUCACACUUCUGGGGUUAUAUCGCCGAUACGAAAGGUCGCCGAAGGACGCUCAUCGUGUCACUGCUGUUGACCGCCGUCUGUGCGCUGGUGUCCGGUUUAUCCGUCAACUAUGGCAUGAUGGUGGUGAUGCGUUUCCUGGUGGGAGUUUUCAUUUCUGCACCAUCGGCCACUAUCUUCGCUUACCUGGGAGAAUUUUUCAAAACGGCUAGCCGCACCUUGGUGAUAACGUACGCGAGCGUAGCGGUGGGACUAUCAGCCGUUUUUACAGCUACCACUGGCUGGUAUGUGCUAUCAUUCACGUGGUCUCUAGCCAUCCCCGGAACGGAACUCGUUCUUAAGCCUUGGCGGGUUUUAUUUUUUGUCUACACGCUGCCCACGCUCAUAGGAGCAUGCUGGCUUAUGAUGCUUCCGGAAAGUCCCAAGUUUUACCUAUCCCGGGGGCGAGAAUCGGAAGCAUUUGCCGUUUUGUUGCGGCUGUACUUGGAAAAUCACCCCCAUGCAACGGUGGAAGAUUUCCCGGUCAAGCACAUUACGCCCGAGCCGGGCCAAAAGGAUCGCAGCAGCACUAUACCGAAAGGGUCGAGCGGUUGGCGGCACGUAGCUAGCAGCGUCUGGAACCAAACGGUCCCACUGUUCCAGCGACCCAAUCUGGUCAACUUUACCAUUUGCUGUGUGGUGCAGUUUGGGUUGUUUGUAGUAUCCGCAGGAAUGGGCCUAUGGUUUCCGGACAUUAUCAACCGACUCACUGCUUCGAAUGUCUUGGACGCUACCGUUUGCGAAGCCCUGGACGUAUCGAUGCAGACGGACUUUGCAGUGGAUGAGCUGGAAGAGACCAUUCAAAUCGUCCAAGGAGUAUGCGUUGACACUAUCAAUGAGCGUGUCUUUAUGUACGCUAUCACGCUAGGCGGCUUGUACACGGUGCUGUACCUGGCCAUGUCCGUACUGAUGCGUCUACUGGGUCGCAAGUGUUUGGUGGCGUUCAACUUAUUCUUCUCCGGCAUUGCCGGGCUCGCGCUACAAUUCGUGGACCAUCCGUACGUUACGAUGGCACUGUUUUGCUCGUUCUUGGUAUUUGCCGGCACAUCGAUAUCCAUCCUGAACGGAGCUACCGUAUCCUUCUUUCCGACAAAUGUGCGUGCGAUGGCCGUCUGCUUGAGCCUAAUGAUGGGGCGUCUUGGGAGCGUUUUUGGGAGCAAUCUGGUAGGACUGAUCAUGGAGGAUAACUGUACACUUACCUUUAACCUUUUCGCCUGUGGAUCAAUUAUCUGUGCGAUUCUUACCCUCAUGUUGCCGAGUUAGCAACGGUAGGUACAACUCUUAACAUAAUUCUAUAUCCCAGCACGUUUGGCACGAUCUGGGCUCGCAAUCGAAUUCCAAUAUGGAACGAGCGCCACAUAUCACAUCACGCCAGCCCGUCAGCCGAUCCAUCUCGAUUAACAACCAACGAUAGUCCGUUGUCAGCACGAAGCAAGUUUCUUUUAUGUUGGAUGCAGCACCCGUUUGUGUCGGGAGCGUGGCACCGUGUCAAAUCAUUUUGAAUGACACCGUACCAACCACCCAAGUAGUUCUCCAUUGACAUCAUCAAAAACGAACAGCUCGGAGCAGUAGAUCAAACAAAACGCGUACGGCAGGGUGGAAAUGUUUUGAUUUUGCUGUAAUGCAGUGCUGUAGAUUUUUUUGUUUAUUCGGUGUCCCCUUAAAUCUCAAAGCCAUUUUGGUGUUUUUGUUGUUCUUGUGGCCCUUUGCUCCUGUGGCAAGUAUCAUAUGACCGUUCAAGAUAGGACGUCAUACCACCCGUCGUAUCACGUCCGUAACUCCACCAAAUAGAAAGAUUUGUUAGCAUGUCGUCGUGAUGAGGUUGAUUUUUUUCUUCCACAUCGGAAUGUCGAUUCACUCAUACAGAGGCGGAGCAGAGGCGCUGGCAAAAGUUGUGCCGCCGAGCGAUGUUCGAAAUGUGCUAUAUUGGUUAAGUUCACGUGCAGCAAAAGGAAAAAGACCGCGGUUACGGGACUUUUCUUGGUUGUUAAAUAAAAUGUAUGAACCUAA